Pochonia chlamydosporia 170 is the source of this 453-nucleotide messenger RNA. RefSeq lists its product as hypothetical. The transcript has a single exon. The record is from RefSeq and is a predicted model, not a curated record. Bases 1 to 453 code for a protein of 150 amino acids. Lineage: Eukaryota; Fungi; Ascomycota; Sordariomycetes; Hypocreales; Clavicipitaceae.
AUGUUAUUACAACUACAAGCCGCUCGACGCAUAACCGCACGACCCCUCGCUCUGUGCUGCUCAUACCACAGCACGCCUGCAUACCUCGCCCACAGGAUUCCGCAUCCCCGUCAAACACUCUCGCCACGGUCCGACGAAAACACAAAGUCAGGUAAUGACGAUGAUGUGGCGGCUUUAGAAGACGCUCCGUAUUGUCGGAACAAGACGCGGCCUGAAGAAGAACUAGCUGCGGCCGAGACGGAAGCUGUUGGGAAGCAGGAUACGAACCCGCUGGAAGCAAGUGGUGCAAACCAGGAUAUUAGCAAACCGAGCAGCGAUAUGCUGACGGGGGAGUAUGUGAGCGUCAAAUGGGAGGAGGAUAAACGGGAACGGAGCCGUUAUGGAAGGACGCCGGGAAAGGGUGAGAAGCUGCAUGUUUGGAAGACGGAGAAGAAGAUUAGACUAUUUAGGUAA